GGUAGGUAGUGCUGGGUUUUGCUACAAUAAACUUUUAAAAUAGCAAACUUUGUAAUACUUCUAUGAUUUAUACUCUAGUAGCAUUUAUAAUAUGCCAAAUGCUGUACAAAUACUAACCAAAGGGUGAACCAUCUUACAGUCUGAGCAGCAAGACAGUGUUCUUAUUUUUUCUUACCCAACAUUAUUGUUUAAAAUCAAAACAGUAAUUAUGAAGGCUGCUAGAAUACACAUCCUUUAAUAUUAUGUUUAUAUAUAAACAAUGAAACAAGCAGAAGUCAAAACUGAUUUAGAAUGUAAAUUUAGUAAAAAGAAAUUCAUUUUGCAACUACAACUAAAACAAUAAAUAACCCCUAUGGCUUAACUCUAUUUAUGAUAUUACAAAAAUAAAAUGUUUUCUCUGGACUAAUACUAAGGUUAUGUUCUAAGGUGGUGUUCAUCAAAUGAAUGAUCUUAAUCAAUAACCUAGUUAUUGAUGCUACUAAUUGCUUCAUAACAUUUCAGUUCACACCUUGAAUGCAAUCUGAGGAAGGCAAGUCAUACCUACACUUGAUGUAAACGUGUAUUUUUGUGUACUUGCUUCUUCUUCAGAAGAGAUCUUCAGAAAGCUUUUACAAUACCCUGUAAAACAGAGAUUUAAGUAGGUGCCCAGUGUUACAUACACAGGGCUUACUUUGGCACCAUAUGUUUUUGUUUGUUUUGGAACUGGAAAAACAUUGCUGUCAAGAGUAGCUUGAAGUAAGAGUGUAGUAACUAGGUAUUUGUAGUGUACUGGAAAAACAUGCUCUACAACCUCUUACAGAGGAGGAGAGAAACAGAGGGAGAAGUGUUGGACAGCAUGACAGCCUGUGAGGAAACUGCAUUUACCAAUUCCUACCUGUUUUAGGAUGUUUUCUCUGUGCUUCACCCUUCCCCACAGACAUAUUUCCUUAAACCACAUGCAUUUUUCUUACACUUCAUUUUAUAGGGAAAACAACAUUCAUAUGUCCUUACUAAAUAUGAUUUUUAUAUAUGAUGUCAUAUAAAUAUGUAUAAUCACAUUUAUUUAUUCAUAUGGUAUAGUUUAUAUAUCAUAGAAUCCACUUUUUAUCCUUUCCUAAGUGUCUUUAUUAUAACAAAUAUAUAUAACAAAGGGGUUAGUAGCAUUUUCUAGCUUAUUCUCUAUUAACUAGAAAACAGAAAUACCCCUAAAGGGAUGGCUUAACAUCGCUAACCCUUAUGGAGAUGACUUAAAGAGAAAAUGUAUAUGCUGUUUUGUGAAGAAGUGCGCUUUUUUUAAUUUGGAAACGUAAGAGCUAAUUUUCAAUGUGCUAAGCAGCUUACCGAAGGAAACUUGCAUUCUGUAAAGGAGUUGAGCUCCAACUCAAGCCAUUUACACAAAAGUUUUCAGAUCACUUUCUGUCCUAGUAAUCACCAAUACCAAAUGUUGUAGUUUUAACAUAAUCCAUGUGAUUUAUUGCAUUCUCAGUGAUCCUGAUAGUUCAAGAAAAACUGAAAGAUAUUGUCUUGUACUGAUGUAUUUGCCAAAUGUAACUUCAUAUAAACCAUUUGCCAAAAUUCCACCAGUGUGUUAAAUGAUAAACACAGUUUAAAAAUGCUUUUAUUUAUGGGAAUUGAAUGCUAGCAAAUCUCUGCUGCUAGACAAAAAAUUCUGUAGGAGUCUAACCACACCAAAGGUAACUUCAUGUUCACCAUUUUACAUGUGCAAUGACAGUCAGUAGUAGAUUGAAGAGACCUGAAGAGUUAUUGGGAAAAUAGAAGGUUAUGAUAAGUUAGAAUAUUCAGUUGUAUGCAAACUUCUUCCUGGUAUAAUUCUUAUCUGUUGAUCAGUCACAUGAAUUGAAAAAUUACUUUAGUUGAAACCAGAGGCCAUAGUAUAAUUUCAUGAAAAACUGCUGUAUGGACUUUAUCCUCUCCUUGUUCCUGGGUCACGGUGGCCAUUUUAUUCUGUCAUUGAUUCCGUAAUUUCCACGUGGCAAAUGCUUACGAAGAUGAACUAAUAACCAGAGAGAUUAACAUCAAUGUACUGCUGUUGAAAUUAAGCAAAUGGAAUCUGUAAGAGGCUUUACAAGCAGUUGGUUUACUACAGACUACUGUAAGUAAUGAAUGCUUGGUAUGCAACUGCUUUUAAAUGUGAAUUACAACAGAUCUUCUUUAACUGUUGUAUAGAGCUCUAUCCUUACAUUGACAUAGCCCUCUUAAUUUGCAGUGGUUAAAAACAGAGCAUGAACUAAGAUUGCAGAAACUAGUAGAGCGUUCAGAGUAUCAAGAGCAACUGAAGUAUGACUUCAAUAUAAAAGGGGAACUGAGGCAUCUGGACACAAAUGAGUCCUUUGUUUUCAAUUAUUACAAGAAUUCGCAUGAGAGGAAUCAUGAACGCUAUCAAGUCUUGGGACAUCUGAUUACCCAAUAUGUUUAUGAGCUCCUAGAAAGAGUCUGCACACUGCAGAAAGUUUAUAUUCCUACUGAUGCUACAGAGGAUGAACCAAGAAGUUUCUUUUUUAUGAGUGAGAAAGCACUAACAAGUUCCACUAGCAUAAUUGUCCUUCUUCAGGACCGUGGAGUUUUUCAUGCUGGACAGUGGGGGCAAAAGACAAUCAUCAGGGAGGGCCUGAACCAUGGUACUCAAAUACCAUUCAUCAAAAUGGCCCUCCAGAGCCAUGGAGGAGUGAUUGUACUGAAUCCCAAUGACAACCUUGUUGACGUGAAGAUGGAGAGGGAGAAGCUAAGUUUAUCUGCCAGAGACGAAUCACUAACUUCUACGCAGCCCUGCCAGUGGAUCCCCAAGCGGUGCAGCAGCAGCCCUGAGGAGCACACCAUGUAUGUAUGGGACCACUUCAUUUCAAGGAGUGCAGCCAAGAACGUGGCCUUCAUUGCCCAUGGUUACGGUGGCUUGGUGUUCAUUGACCUGCUCGUGCAGAGAAAAUUGGAAGUCAUGAAUAAAGUGUACUCUGUGGCAUUCAUUGACUCCAUGCACAACAUACAGCAUCAGACUGGAAGCGAUCCACAAAUACAAGAAUGGAUACUGGAACACUGCCAUGAAUGGGUAUCGAACAGUAAGCCUCCGGAUAAAGCUGUGGGGUCCCUCAUGAAAGUGAAUUGUCCUACUGUCUCUGCUGGAACUGAAAAGUACAGCUUAGCACCUUCCUACUGCAUGCACGCUGUCUUUAAGUACCUGAAGAGCACACCGAAAGCUAAGACCACAACAGCCUUUACACGUUCACCUAUUGCAACCAGAAGCAGCACAAGUAAGAAGAGAGACAAUAAAUAAAGGUAUACUGAUUUGGUUUUGAUAGUGGUCUCUUCCUUCCAUAACCACCCCUGCACCUAAGGCCCUUGGCAGUGGAGAGACUUUGAGUUGUAAAUUUGAAGCUAGUUUGUUUUUGAGAAACAUACAAGUUAACAAUUAGAAAAAAAGUGCCUUGUUGAAAGUUCUAGGUCACAUUCCUUUAGCUAUCUGUGAAACUGCAAGUUGCACAAAAUAAAGAUGUUAAGAUAUAUCAACUCUUAUCUGUAUCUUCUUUUAAAUAAACUUUCUGCAGUUUUAGCUCUAUAAUUAGAUGAAACUAUCAGCAAAACUGAUUUCUUAAGUACAUAGCUUUCAGUAAAAGUACAAUUCUGGAAUAUAUAAGGCAUGCAAAGGAACUAGCACUCUGAAUUAUCCUAUUGCCUACAACAAGAUUACUUCUCACUGUAUGUUAUACAGUGUUUAAAAAUCUUUCCAGAGCUGGAAGAUCCACCUUCCUCCUUGAAAUGUUCACUCGUAAGUUGAAUGAUACUCUAGGGAACUACAUCCUACUAUCCUCCCUCCAUUCAAAGAUGAUAUACCACAAGAAUGAUAGUGACCUAAAGUAAUUUUAAUUUUAAAUCCAACUAAGUCAGUGAGACUACAUGCAGUUGCUGUGGACAUAAAACACUCUAGCAACCUUCAAUUGUCAAACUGAUGCAAGAGAAUGACACUAUUUUGUCUCACUCAUUUUAAUUUAGAACUAAAUGGGAAAGAGUUUUUAAAUGUCCAUACUCAAGGUUUGUGAUUUAUGCAAGCAAAAGUUCAAAUAGCCUUAAAAGUACAUGUAAAGGAAACAGCUACGCUGAAUUUUAAGUUAAAUCUUGUGGGAACUGAAAGUGAUCCAUGUCUGCAAAAGAACUCUGAAGGAUGAUAAAAGCUUUUCCUACAGCGUCAGUUCCUAUCUCAGUCAAAAAAAUGACUGAACAGUAAAACAGUAACAUUGGUUACAGAGAAUGGAGUCAAAUUCCCUUUCAUAUUUAUACCUAUUUGCGAUUUUAGUCAUGUCUGCUAACAUUUGAAAAAGUUUCCACCCCGUUAUUCAGUAAUGGAUGGAAACAUGAACAGUCAGGUAAACACUUCCAAUAGCAACUAUGGCUUUUUAAAUUAAGCUAGGUGGGCUGAUAUUACAUUUGAAUGAAAGUUGUAGUAAAUAAA
Molecule: messenger RNA, 4441 nt
Organism: Cygnus atratus (black swan)
Lineage: Eukaryota; Metazoa; Chordata; Aves; Anseriformes; Anatidae
Product: putative protein FAM172B
Exons: 1
Coding region: 2501-3268 (255 amino acids)
Biological process (GO): regulatory ncRNA-mediated heterochromatin formation
Cellular component (GO): nucleus
Molecular function (GO): siRNA binding
Source: RefSeq, a predicted model, not a curated record